Ilex paraguariensis (yerba mate) is the source of this 1488-nucleotide messenger RNA. NCBI's taxonomy places the organism in Eukaryota, Viridiplantae, Streptophyta, Magnoliopsida, Aquifoliales, Aquifoliaceae. The record is from the annotation of a GenBank genome assembly.
AUGGAGUUUGGAUUUUGGACCAAACUCAACUCUCUCUCUCUCCCCUCCAACCUCACCUCCCUCUGUUUUGACCCUCGCCAAUUUGUUAUCUCACCCAACAUAUGUGCCUCAAUACAAAACACUCAAGAUUGGGUAUCCAAGGUUGGCCCAUCAACUCGCCUCGACUCAGCUUGUAACCCAGACCUCUCUAAUCUCAUUGCCUGUGUAGCCGCAGGCUUUCAGAUUCAAGCUGAGUUGAUAUCAAUUGAUGGUAAUAGGUCUCACUCCCUUGAUUGCCUCUACUUCACAAUUUUAUAUGCUGCUGAAAUCAUUAAUCAGUUUGGGCCGGAAAGUACUGGUGCCAUUUCAUGUAUUUUGAAUCUUCCACUUGGUUCUUCUAAGUUUUUCCGGCGUAGGAACAGGAGGAACAAAACCGAGUUUGAUUCUGGUGAAGAGGAGUCAGGAUUUAGGCCACGAAUGCGGCCUAACACAGGUUCAAUAGGGUUCAAUAUUCAAGAGCUGGAGAAGGCAACUGAUAAUUUUUCAGAGAAGAAUUUCAUUGGGAAAGGUGGGUUUGGGAUUGUCUAUAAAGGGUCUUUACCUGAUGGGAGUAUGAUUGUUGUUAAAAAAAUAAUAGAAUCUGAUAAUUAUCAAAGGAAUAUUGAAGAGUUCUGCAAUGAAGUUGACAUCAUUAGCAACUUGAGACAUCGAAAUCUUUUGCCACUUCGAGGGUUUUGUAUAGAAGAAGAUGAAAAUGGACAUGACCAAAGCCAAAAAUACCUUGUUUACGAUCACAUGUCGAAUGGGAAUCUUCAUGACCAUUUGUUUCCUUCUGAAAAUGACAAUGGAAGAAUCAGCAAGAAGCAACCCUUAACAUGGCCUCAGAGAAAGAGUAUAAUUUUGGAUGUGGCGAACCGGCUAGCUUAUCUUCACUAUGGAGUGAAGCCUGCUAUAUAUCAUAGAAACAUUAAGGCCACCAACAUAUUAUUAGAUGCAGAUAUGAGGGCAAGGGUGGCAGAUUUCGGAUUGGCAAAACAAAGUAGAGAAGAAGAAUUGUCUCAUCUCACUACUACUAGAGUUGCUGGAACACAUGGGUACUUAGCCCCAGAAUAUGCCCUUUGUGGGCAUUUAAGUGAUAAAAGCGAUGUUUACAGUUUUGGCGUCGUGGUUUUGGAGAUAAUGUGUGGGAGAAAAGCUCUUGAUGACUCUUCUUCUUCAUCGGGAUCACAUCAAGCAUUGGUUAUCACGGAUUGGGCUUGGUCGAUGGUGAAGGCGGGGAAGAUGAAAGAGGCUUUGGAUGAUUCAUUGACAAGAGAUGGAGAGUAUGCAAGUGCAGAUCAGCUGAAGGGGAUAAUGGAGAGGUUUGUGCUUGUUGGGAUUUUGUGUGCUCAUGUAACGGUUUCUGUGAGGCCUACAAUUUUGGAUGCUAUUAAAAUGUUGGAAGGAGAUAUGGAGGUUCCUGCAGUUCCAGAUAGGCCAAUCCCUCUUGAAUAUAAGCUUGAUUUUUAG